AAAGUGUUUUGUAUUAUAUUUUGUAUCAUUAUCAUUGUAAAAAAUUAAAAAAAAGAAUAAAUAAUGUUUUUGCAUCUGAAGAUGGUCAAGAUGGCCAUAUUGCGAAUUUUUUUACUAUAGCAAUUUUAACAAUAAAAUGUCAGAAGUUGAAAAAUCAAAAUCUUUUCAAAUUCUGGCAGUUGUGAAUACGUGUGGACGUGUUUGUUAUUUGCUAUAAUUUGUGCCUUCCCCUGUGAAAAUCUCCAGUUAGUGCGUUAAGUUGAGCUUUAAGUUCCUUCGUGUUGCUGUUGAGACAUUCCCGGGGUUCAUACUUGUGUGUGAUUUACGAUAGGACGUUAUUUUGUGCGAUAUAGACGCUUUUACCAUUUUCCUUUUUUCUACUGUGUUUCUUCGUCAAUUACUGUCCAAAAUGCCUCGCCUUUGUGCCUUUGGAUGUUUACCAAACGAUGUAACAAUGCAUCGCUUCCCACAGCGGGCUAAGUUUCCUGAUCGUUUUAAAACUUGGGUCACCCUUGUCGGUGGUAAACUGGAAACAGAGGCUGACUUUGAAUUUUAUAUGAAGAAAAGAGUUUGUGAUAUUCAUUUCACAGAUAGAGACAAAAAUCGUAACAGUAGAUUGAAUGCAUUGGCUAUACCUACCCUUUACCUAUCUGGCAGAGAUAUUGGAUCCAGCAGUGUACCACAUAAUUCAAGCAAUGUAGAGACAGUUGCUGUUAAUAUGGACUUUAGUCUGUCAUUAGAUACAGGAAGAGAUAUCAGACCAGUCAGUGUUGAACCAGGCCCAAGCAAUACUGUCUCCACAGUUACUGUUAUUAAUGAUAUUGGUCCAUCAUCAGAUCCAGGAACUCGUCAAGAUCGUUUGCAUCAUCCGCAACUAGCUGAUACAUGUUGGAUAAGAAUGGAACAUAAUUACAGUGUAAUUAGUAGACAAGACAGAGUUGCCAAAGGGAAGAAAGUCAUCCACAAGCAAGUGCCAAUGAAACCCGUUGACUCGACCAUCAGACGAAUGCGAUCUGAAAUAUCUCGCUUGCGUAAACGUAGUCAGUCUUUUAAGACUAGACUGGCCAGUGCCGAAAAAAUCUCUGAAGAUGUUGCUUUUACCAAACUCAUUGACAACAUGACCAAACCAGCACAGCUUUUUGUUCAAAUGCAAAUUCAAACGAAUAAAGCAUAUGGCGAACUGCGACUACUCAAUAAAUUAACAGAGGAACAUGUGAACCCUGAUAAAAUAAAUAAAAUGAAGAGCAUCUUACAGCCAGGGGAGAUCUGCCGCAAGAAUGUCGACAACUCGUCGACAUAA
This is a messenger RNA of Bicyclus anynana (squinting bush brown), 1300 nucleotides long. RefSeq lists its product as uncharacterized. Lineage: Eukaryota; Metazoa; Arthropoda; Insecta; Lepidoptera; Nymphalidae. Bases 410 to 1300 code for a protein of 296 amino acids. The transcript is spliced from 8 exons. The record is from RefSeq and is a predicted model, not a curated record.